CGCAGCGACUUUCAGUCGUGACUUUUCCGGGGCAUUUCGGCGUUCCCUUUUUUUCCCUUUAAAGUAAAACGUCGCCCCGACGCACCCCCCGCGCGUUUUGGCGGGCGGAGGCGGUGGCCGCGGCGGCGGGAGGGGCGCGACGCUGACGCGGGCCGGGAGCCGACCGCCGCGCGGGGUCACGUGGGCGUGUUGUGGGGGGAGGGGCGCCGUCGCGCGGUCGGUUCCGGGCGGUUGGGCGCGCGAGCGAAGGAGCGAGAGGCAGCCGCGCCCGCCGCCGCCCCUGCUCUGUAUGCCGCUCUCCCCCGGCGCUGCCGCCGCGGAUCGCAGCAGCAGGAGUCGCCGCCGUCGCGGUUGAUGUGGUUGGGCCGGGGCUGAGGAGGCCGCCAAGAUGCCGCAGUCCAAGUCCCGGAAGAUCGCGAUCCUGGGCUACCGGUCUGUGGGGAAGUCCUCAUUGACGAUUCAGUUUGUUGAAGGCCAGUUUGUGGACUCCUAUGAUCCAACCAUAGAAAACACUUUCACAAAGUUGAUCACAGUAAAUGGACAAGAAUAUCAUCUUCAACUUGUAGACACAGCUGGGCAAGAUGAAUAUUCCAUUUUUCCUCAGACAUAUUCCAUAGAUAUUAAUGGUUAUAUUCUUGUGUAUUCUGUUACAUCAAUCAAAAGUUUUGAAGUGAUUAAAGUUAUCCAUGGCAAAUUAUUGGAUAUGGUGGGGAAAGUACAAAUACCUAUUAUGUUGGUUGGAAAUAAGAAAGACCUGCAUAUGGAAAGGGUGAUCAGUUACGAAGAAGGGAAAGCUUUGGCAGAAUCUUGGAAUGCAGCUUUUUUGGAAUCUUCUGCUAAGGAAAAUCAGACUGCUGUUGAUGUAUUUAGAAGGAUAAUAUUGGAGGCAGAAAAAAUUGAUGGGGCAGCUUCACAAGGAAAGUCUUCAUGCUCGGUGAUGUAAUGAUUCUACUGCAAAACCUGAGGACACUGGGAAUACAUUCUACCUGAAGAAGCAAACUGCCCCGAUAUCCUUUAAGAUAAACUAUGCUUCUUUUUUCUUCUGUUAACCUGAAAGAUAUCAUUUGGGUCAGAGCCCUCCCCCACCCUCAGAUUAUGUUAAACUCUGACUCUGUCCAAAUGAGUUCACUUCCAUGUUCAAAUUUUAAGCAAUCAUAUUUUCAAUUUAUAUAUUGUAUUUCUUAAUAAUAUUAUGACCAAGAAUUUUAUCGGCAUUAAUUUUUCAGUGUAGUUUGUUGUUUAAAAUAAUGUAAUCAUCCAAAUGAUACAUAUUGUUACACUACUAUUAACUAGGAGGCUUCAAUAUAUCAGUGUUUAUUUCAUUGUGUUAAAUGUAUACUUGUAAAUAAAUAGCUGCAAACCUUAA
This is a messenger RNA of Sciurus carolinensis (gray squirrel), 1366 nucleotides long. It is a transcript of the gene Rheb, whose product is annotated as Ras homolog, mTORC1 binding. The transcript is spliced from 8 exons. Gene Ontology annotation, biological process: small GTPase-mediated signal transduction. The coding region runs from base 389 to 943 and encodes 184 amino acids. NCBI's taxonomy places the organism in Eukaryota, Metazoa, Chordata, Mammalia, Rodentia, Sciuridae. The record is from RefSeq and is a predicted model, not a curated record. Gene Ontology annotation, cellular component: plasma membrane. Gene Ontology annotation, molecular function: GTP binding; GTPase activity; GDP binding.